UUUACACAUUGCCAGACCGGAGAAAUGCACACACGCACACACGUUUUCCUGCAAACACUCGCGCGCACGUCCUUCCGCGGCUGCCCGUGUCCUGUCUCUCACCCAAACACAGACAUUUAUACACGUAGGCCAGGAAAGCGCUACCCACGGUCCUGUGACUCCACGCGGGUCCUCAGAAUACUCCGUUUACACUGCAACGAUCAGCGACCACAGACAAACCUACCAACAAGUCUACUGGCUGGAAUUCAUCUCCAUGGCAACAAACAUGGAAGGCGGAGAACUGACUCCUGCAGGAACCCGGAAGAGCCACCACAAUGCACCAGUGAAUGAUGAAUAGCGCCCACUGCAGCAAUUCUUCAGCCAAGAUGAGCGUCAACGAGGUCUCCGACUCCCUGACUCUGGAGCAACAGGCCGGCUUUGCCUUUGUGGGAGUCUUGUGCAUUUUCUUGGGACUUCUCAUUAUCAGAUGCUUCAAGAUCCUGUUAGACCCUUAUAGCAGCAUGCCCUCUUCCACGUGGGAAGAUGAAGUCGAAGAGUUCGAUAAAGGGACCUUUGAGUAUGCACUUGCCUGAUGGGGGUGGUUCCAGCUUCAUGCUUUUCCCAGCAGCCAUUGCGACACACGGUA
This is a messenger RNA of Acomys russatus (golden spiny mouse), 625 nucleotides long. It is a transcript of the gene Ctxn2, whose product is annotated as cortexin 2. NCBI's taxonomy places the organism in Eukaryota, Metazoa, Chordata, Mammalia, Rodentia, Muridae. The record is from RefSeq and is a predicted model, not a curated record. Bases 327 to 572 code for a protein of 81 amino acids. The transcript is spliced from 2 exons.